Messenger RNA from Cavenderia fasciculata, 1323 nucleotides. RefSeq names its product saposin A (gene sapA). The transcript is spliced from 3 exons. The record is from RefSeq and is a predicted model, not a curated record. Bases 1 to 1323 code for a protein of 440 amino acids. Lineage: Eukaryota; Evosea; Eumycetozoa; Acytosteliales; Cavenderiaceae. Gene Ontology annotation, cellular component: lysosome. Gene Ontology annotation, biological process: sphingolipid metabolic process.
AUGAAAUUAUUUACAACCAUUGCAUUAUUGGUUGCUUUUUUAGCAAUCUUCUCCAUCCAAACCACAUCUGCUGAUGCUUUAGAGUGCAGCGUCUGCACCUACGUUCUUUCAUACGUUGAGGAUUUCGUUCAACAAAACAAGACUCUUGCUGAAAUCGAAACUGGUCUCGAUAUUGCCUGUGCCGUCUUACCAAAGACAUGGAAGGAUGACUGUGAUGUUAUUGUUGACUCUUAUGCACCAUUGAUGGUCAAGAUGUUGAUCAACAAGGAAAACCCACAAACUAUUUGCGGUCAAGUCAAGCUCUGCAACACUUCUUCCGUCGUUGAAGCUGAAGCCAAGCACUUUUACAAGCUCGUCAGACAAAACAAGGUCGCUGAAGCCAAGGUUGCUGCCAGUGGUCUCGAAUGUGACUUGUGUGGUUACAUUGUCAACUAUGUUGAAACCUACGUUGCCAACAAUGCCACUGAAUCUCAAAUUCUCCAAUUCCUCGACAAGGAUUGCAACAUCCUUCGUAACAGUGAAUGGGUAUCUGAAUGUCAAACAUUGGUUAACGACUAUGCUCCAUUGAUCAUCCAAUACCUUGAAAACAAGGAACCAGCCGCCACCGUUUGCAGCCAAAUCAAGCUUUGCCCAACCAACGGUAACAAGUCUGGCAAGCCAUGUGCUGAAAAGAAGCAAAAGGCCCUUGGAAAUGAAGAAUGUGCCGUCUGCACCUUUGUCGUCUCUUAUGCCGAACAACUCCUCGCCGACAACAAGACCUUGGGUCCAAUUGAAACCUUUUUGGAAGCUGAAUGCGACAAGUUCCUUCCAAAGUAUGCUUCUACCUGUAACGCUGCCAUCAGCAACUACCUCCCAGAAAUCAUCCAAUACCUUGAAAACGGACAAACUCCAGCCCAAGUUUGCCAAGAAAUCAAGUUUUGCACUGCCCCAAGUGCCAAGGCCACCGAAUUCAAGUACGUCAAGGAAAACAAGAUGAGACACCAUGCCAUCAAGAAGGCCACCAUCACCAAGAAGGCCGUCGAUGCCACUUUCUGCAGUGCCUGUGAGAUUGUCGUCCAACAAGCCGUCCGUUACCUCGGUAACAACGCCACCGACCAAGAAGUCCUUGCUUUUAUUGAAAACGAUUGUACCUUCUUUAGAAACCAACAAUUCGUUCAAGAAUGCCAAACCUUUGUCACCAACGAAGGUGAAACUGUCAUCAAGUACAUCAUCUCCAAUCCAAACCCAGAGACCACUUGCACUGACCUCCACUUUUGUUCCUCUGAUGCCCAAAUCAUCCACAAGGCUUCAAAGGUUCCACAACGUCGUAUGAAGUUAAACUAA